CAUGGCGACCCGUCAUUGACAGCUGUUGCUCUGUUGGUAAAUAAAAACGAAUCUUUCAUUAAAAUAAUGAAGAAUAACCCAUUGAUGAUGAGGAACAGGUGAUUGUGGCUGCAAUGGCAUCGGUGAAAGUGGCUGUGCGGGUGCGCCCUUUCAAUCAAAGGGAACUUGAUAUGGAGGCCAGUUGCAUUAUACAAAUGAGAGGCAAGAAAACUGGCAUCCUUAACCAUAAAGCAAAUACGCGAGAUGAAGCAAUUCGCAAUAAAGAGUUCACCUUUGAUCAUUCCUACUGGUCACAUGACACUAGCUCAAAAUCAUUUGCAUCACAGGAAAUGGUGUACAAUGAUUUGGGUACUGAGGUGGUUGACUGUGCCUUUGAGGGUUACAAUGCAUGUGUGUUUGCUUACGGCCAAACAGGCAGUGGGAAAACAUUCACAAUGAUGGGUUCACCUGAUAAUCAAGGACUUAUUCCUAGAAUAUGCAAGGCGUUGUUUGAACAAAUGGCGGCCGAUUCCAAGCGCGGCACAACACAUCGCGUGCAAGUUAGUUAUCUAGAAAUUUAUCAGGAACGGGUUGCGGAUUUGCUCCGGGGAGAUGACUCUGAUGCGCAAUCUUUAAAAGUUCGCGAACAUCCAAAACGUGGUCAAUACGUGCAGGGUUUAACAUCUUGUUUGGUGACCAAUUAUGGCCACAUUCAUGAAUGCAUGGAGCGCGGAAACUCGUUUCGCACCACCGCCUCGACCAACAUGAAUGAUGUGAGCAGUCGGAGUCAUGCAAUAUUUACCAUUACCUUCGUCCAGGCGGGUUUCUGCGACGGUGUGCCCAGUGAAACGGUAUCCAAGAUUCACCUGGUGGACUUGGCUGGAAGUGAGCGCGCCGAUUCGACGGGUGCGACGGGGCAGCGCUUGAAAGAAGGCGCUCAUAUCAACAAAUCACUCGUAACACUCGGCUCGGUGAUUUCAGCAUUAGCAGAAUUAUCCGCUGAUAACAAUUCACAAAAGAAGGCGGUGUUUAUUCCAUAUCGAGACUCGGUGCUCACAUGGUUGCUUAAGGACAGUUUAGGCGGCAACUCUAAAACCAUCAUGAUUGCUGCCAUUAGCCCAGCCGACUGUAACUACGGAGAGACCUUAAGCACUUUACGCUACGCCAAUAGAGCCAAAAACAUUAUCAACAAACCGACUGUGAAUGAAGAUCCUAACGUGAAAUUGAUCCGCGAGCUGCGUGACGAGAUCAGCAAGUUGAAAACAUUGAUGUUCAACGAGCAUCAAAUUCGAUCCGACACAAUGUUGGCCAAACUGCACGAAAAGGAGGCACGAGAGAAGGAACUCACCGAGGAAUGGACGUGCAAGUGGCGUGAAGCCCAAGCGAUAUUGCGCGAGCAACGCGCGCUCGGAUUACGCAAGGCUGGUCCUGGAGUAGUAUUGGACUCUGAUCGUCCACAUCUUGUCGCAAUCGACGACGACCCCCUAAGCACAGGCGUCACACUAUAUCAUUUAAAAGAAGGCGAAACAACAAUCGGCACUGAAGAGAGCUCACAGAGGCAAGACAUUGUCCUUAAAGGCCCUGGCAUGGAAGCGGAGCACUGCACGAUUAAGUUCGAACAGGGCGUCGCUCUUCUUACGCCUCAUGCUGGCGCGCAAGUAUGGCUUAACAAUACUCUCAUUGAAGAUCCAGCGCGAUUAUUCCAAGGAUGUAUUAUAUUCUUGGGCCGUGCUCAUGUUUUCCGCUUUAAUGAUCCAGCAGAGGCGGCGGAGAUGCGCCGUGGCGAACGCAGUCAUCUUGCAAGGAUGAGUUUAUUAAGUUGGUCAACGCCUGAUCUUGCAGUGUCCAUGGAAAACCUGCCAAAAUUGACGGGCGAAGAUCACUCCGACUUGGAGGCGCAAAGACUUUGUUUGGUUAAGGAAAAACAACGUUUCGAAAAGGAGCAGGAGGCAUUUGAACGCCGUCGGAAGAGUCUCGAAGAAGCGCAGGCCAAACUAGAAGCUGAAAAACGUGAGAUGGAAGAGGAGCAUGCAGCGCAGGCUAGACAACUACAAGAAAACUGGAGGAAUCUCACGGCGAUUCAAAAGCAUCGUGAGCAGGAAUUACAAAGGAAGGAAAUUGAGCUUGUCGAACAGCGGGAAGAACUGGAAAAGGAACGCCAGAGAAUUAUGGGCGAGAUUGACGAAGAAUUAGAAGCCGUUAAUCAGUGUCGUAGUGUAUUUUUGACUAAGUUGAAAAACACAUUUAAGUUUCUUUUGUCCGACGGUGCUAUCUUUUCGUUUGAAGACCUUGACCAAACCCGAGUUGUUCAGGAUUUGGUGAACAAAAGUGAAACAUACUCGUUAUCGGAUUCAGAGUCUGAUUAUUUGGUCGAUUUGUUAAAUGGCAUUCAGGGCAAGGAGCUGCUCGAAGAUCUUGUUAACCAACACCGGAAGGAACUAGCUGAACUGCAGGCGGAGCUAGAGCGUCGUGUAGUUGCAUUAACAGAACGCCGCACAGCCGUCGAGAAACUAGACAAAAAGUUGGUUGGUCUCGUCGACGAGCAGAUCGAAUUAGGUGUUCCGGCCAAGGAGGAAAACUUACAGUUCCUGCGCGACACGCUUGCCUCGCGCACCGAGCAACAGUUGCGAGAGAUUGAACAACGCAAGCAAGCAUUAAACUUGAAUUUAAAACGUAUCAAUUCAGCGCAAAGUCCAGACUCGCUCGAUACGAACUAUACGAGCAGCCUGGAUCAUGGCACACUUAGCAGCGACACAUAUCACACGGCGACGAGCGCCUGCUCAACGAGCAUGUUUAUUGUCGAGGGUAUCGAAAAGAUGAUGAGCGACAGUGGGGUUGAGCUGCGACCAGGUUCACGACCGCCAUACGAAAGCGACUUGUCGAGCAACGAGGAUUCACGCGAAGCGAGCGAUUCGCAAUCGAGUAGCAGCGUGGAAAAUCGCAGUCCAGUGAUAAGAAAACGCAAGAAGGAUAAAGAUGUGCUACGAAAUCUCGCACAGCGAGUGACACUCCAAAAGCAAUUGAUAAUUAAAAGUUUGGACUCGCAAUGUUCCAAGAUAUAUCUCGAUGCACAAAUUGCAAUUCUCCAAGACUUACAAAAACAAUACUUGGCUGUCAAGGCAGGCUCUCCGUCGAUAUUAUCCCCAGCGGCCGAACAUCCGCUGCAGGAUCUGGACUCGCCUAGUCCGAUGCGCCCUCUACAUGCAGGCUCCACAUCUGCAUUAUAUUCGCCGCCUUUGCCUUUGCAGCGCAGUCAACUGGCGCCGUACAGUUGUUUAUACAGAUCAAUGCCUUCGAUAUCAACCCAAGUCGACAGUGAAUCCAUAGUUUCGAUUGCCAGCUAUUGCCUGCGCGGCACCGGCUCCCAAACCCAUUAUGAAUACGAGGUUCGCAUUCGCACUGCCGACGAGCGCUGGUGUGUCAUGCGACGAUUUCGGCGAUUUCGAGAUCUGCACAUUGCGAUGAAGGCGCGUUAUGGUGAAAAGGUGGCGCAAAUCCCUUUCCCCUCGAGGCAACUGUUUGCCAACACGGAAGCUGUGGCACAAUCACGCAAGAAGCAACUGGAAAUGUACUUAAAGCGGCUCAUCGACGUCUGCAAAGCACAUCCGAAUUGCUGUCUUGCGUAUGAGACACCGGUAACGCGUGCGACUCUUCAGAACUUUUCCCCUUUCUUCAGGAAAGGCUUGUUUGAAAAUGGCAAAUAUGGGACCAGUUAGUUCUGGCCGUCUUUUGUUGUAUGUUAUAUCCGUUUAUCGUUAGAAAGAGGUCUUAUGGGUUUAUAAUAAUACUUAAGUCAACAUGUUUCUACCUUUUCUAACAAGUUUACUGCAUAUUCAUUUUGUAGGAAACAUCGAAUCAAAAACAAAAAUUGUUAAUCAAAUUGCAACAAACGCGUCAUUGUUGGAUGGCUUUGAUUCGAAAAGUCGAGUUACCAAAAUAAAUCCGAUAGAUAUAAUGACUGGCUUUGUGUGCGUGAGAGAAUGAGAAUGUGGAAUAGCAGGAUUAUAUUUUGUCAAAUCCUCCAAAUAUGUAUUUUUGCAAUAAUUGGCCGAACUCAUUGAGCAACGCGGCGUUGGUAGUAGAUGGUAAUUGAUGCCAGUACCGGAUAGUAUUUAAGAGCAUUUGAUUAUUUAAAUUGACAACAUUGCUUAUUGAAAGCAUUUCUAAUCUUUGUGAUACUUACUUAGAACAAUUUUGUGUUUUAAUUUGCAAUUUUUGAAAUAAAAUGCAAUGAGUUUAUCA
This is a messenger RNA of Dalotia coriaria, 4221 nucleotides long. RefSeq names its product kinesin-like protein 98A (gene Klp98A). Gene Ontology annotation, molecular function: ATP binding; phosphatidylinositol binding; microtubule motor activity. NCBI's taxonomy places the organism in Eukaryota, Metazoa, Arthropoda, Insecta, Coleoptera, Staphylinidae. The record is from RefSeq and is a predicted model, not a curated record. Gene Ontology annotation, biological process: microtubule-based movement. Bases 114 to 3695 code for a protein of 1193 amino acids. The transcript has 10 exons.